GGAUUAGCUGUUAGUUGAGUGGUUUUUUCUCCAGACAGUGUGACUGACAGCAAGGACUGGGACAAGGGACUUUGGUGCUACUAACGUUAGCUAGCAGCGCAACUUAGCUAAACGUUUUGACUCAGCCUUACCGCUGCGACAGUUGUUGUCUGGCGUUGGCGUUAGCCCUCAGCUGUCGUUGGCUGCUGCUUGCUAAUGUGUAGCUAUAGUUAUUGCCUCCCAGUGGUGGAAAAAGUAUUCAAAUCUUUUAACGACUGGACAGUAGAGAGGAGGGAUGACUUGCAGCAAAGGGCCACAGAUUCCUUGAGUAGUUUGAGAACCUUGAGAGAUUCUCAAGGCGACAUGGCUCCCAAGGACAUCAUGACCAAUUCCCAUGCCAAAUCCAUCCUCAAUGCGAUGAACUCACUCCGCAAGAGCAACACACUCUGUGAUAUCACUCUGAGGGUGGAGAACACAGAUUUCCCAGCUCACCGGAUCGUCUUGGCUGCCUGCAGUGACUACUUUUGUGCCAUGUUCACUAGUGAGCUCGCAGAGAAGGGAAAAUCUUUUGUCGACAUUCAGGGGCUCACUGCAGCGACUAUGGAGAUCCUGUUGGACUUUGUCUACACAGAGACAGUGUUAGUCACAGUGGAGAACGUCCAAGAACUACUCCCUGCAGCGUGUUUGCUGCAGCUCAAAGGGGUGAAAAGAGCAUGUUGUGAUUUUUUGGAGAGUCAGCUUGAUCCCUCCAACUGCCUGGGUAUUCGAGACUUUGCCGAAACUCACAAUUGCCUUGACCUGAUGCAAGCCGCCGAGCUCUUUUCCCAGAAACAUUUCUCCGAGGUGGUUCAGCAUGAGGAGUUCAUGCUGCUCAGCCAGACAGAAGUUGAAAAGCUUAUAAAAUGUGAUGAAAUUCAGGUGGACUCAGAGGAGCCAGUAUUUGAAGCUGUAUUAAACUGGGUCAAACACAACAGAAAAGAGCGAGAGCCCUACCUGCCAGACAUGCUCGAGUUCGUUAGAAUGCCACUUCUGACUCCCCGCUACAUCACAGAUGUCAUUGAUGCCGAGCCCCUCAUUCGGUGUAGCCUGCCAUGCCGAGACCUCGUUGAUGAAGCCAAGAAAUUCCACCUAAGACCGGAGCUGAGGAGCGAGAUGCAGGGCCCACGCACACAAGCUAGACUAGGUGCCAAAGAAGUCCUGUUGGUUAUAGGAGGGUUCGGUAGCCAACAAUCGCCAAUAGACAUAGUUGAGAAAUAUGAUCCGAAAACACAAGAAUGGAGCUUCCUUCCUAACAUUGCACGUAAAAGGCGUUACGUCGCCACGGUGUCCCUCCACGAUCGAGUUUACGUGAUCGGAGGCUAUGACGGUCGGUCAAGGCUCAGCUCCGUGGAGUGCCUGGACUACACAGCAGACGAGGACGGUGUUUGGUACACAGUCGCCACCAUGAAUGUGCGGCGUGGCCUCGCUGGAGCCACAACACUCGGAGACAUGAUCUAUGUUGCCGGUGGCUUCGAUGGCAGCCGCCGUCAUACCAGCAUGGAGCGAUAUGACCCAAACAUUGACCAGUGGAGCAUGCUGGGAGAUAUGCAGACAGCUAGAGAAGGAGCUGGUCUUGUGGUGGCCAGUGGACUCAUAUACUGUCUCGGUGGAUACGAUGGACUGAAUAUCCUGAAUUCAGUAGAGCGGUAUGACCCACACACAGGCCACUGGACAAGUGUUACACCCAUGGCCACCAAGCGGUCAGGAGCUGGUGUGGCUUUACUCAAUGACCAUAUCUAUGUAGUCGGAGGCUUUGAUGGCGUUUCACACCUCGACUCUGUCGAGGUCUACAACAUCAGAACAGACUAUUGGACCACUGUUGCCAGUAUGACCACUCCUCGAUGUUACGUAGGAGCAACCGUUCUCCGAGGACGUCUCUACGCCAUCGCCGGGCUUUUUUCAGAGCAAGUUCAGCCCAGCCGUCAGUCUGUUAACACAGAAGACUUUCGAAAAAACAGCUAAUGUUCGUCAGGCAAAACAAUGGAACCAGACUCAGGUUUGCUGCAAGGACAUGAAACAUCAUCCGUCAACUUGCUGCACCGACCAAUCAAAGAGAUAGCUUCAGCGUUGUAUUUCUAUGAAGAUAAAAUGUUUGCCAUCCAGUGCAGUGAAAUCAUUUCUCUCAGUAUUACAAACCUCUGUACAGUGUUUUCAAAAGCCGGAUUGGCAUGGGACAAAUAUUUCCUUGGGACCUUUAGUAAUUUAUAAUAAUGGCAGGGGACGUCUGAAUCUGCCAGGUCAGUAGUUUGUAAAGUAAAAAUUCCUCUGGGACUUAUCCAACCUUAUUUCACAAAACACAGGUUAUCUGAUAAUAUUAGUCUUGCGUGAAUCAACAUGUCAGUGUUUUCUGUUGUGAGACAAGUGAGCAAUGACAUUUAAUCACUGCAAGUCGACUGCUGCGCUGUGAGAUCAUCAGUAUUGGCACUGGAAAGUCAUUUUCAAUACAGACACAAAGCAUCCUUUACUUAAUAUCAGUGACCUGCACAUUAUACCCAUGAGACAAGUCAGUAAGCAUGAAUAGAAUAGAGACCUCAUUUAUACCAUGUGAUUGCACCACACUAAAUACAAACAUGUCGUUGAGUAACAGAUUCAAGACUUAGACACUUUUAGAAAUUACAAACUGAACCCUCUGGAUCAUAUUUAUUGUCUCAUCAAACUUUGUUUCCCCAGACAGUGAUUCCUGUCGGGCCAAAGCAACAGCGCUGUAAAAACACUGUGAAUUUGAAAGAUCUCCAUUUGAUUUGAUGUGCAGACGCCUCCUGUUUGCUUCAGAUAAACUUUGGUUUAUACAGUCUAUACAAACCAGAUUCCAACAAAUAUGAGACACUGUGGCAACUUCAAAUCUAAAUACAAGUGUUAAGUUACAGAAAGCAAAAUUUGAGCAUUGACUAUCAUGUUUCUGUCUGACAUUCAGUUCAGUAUCAAAGAUCAGAAAGGAUUUGCUAAUCAUUAUAUUCUGUUUUUAUUUAAUUAGAUUUUACUCAGCAGCCCAACGUCUUUGGAAAUGAAGCCUGUGGAAUAAAAAAUACACACAUAAUGAGUUCACUGUGGAUUUUGUCCAUCGUCACUAACGCUGAAAGUGUUUUAGCAAGAGAUCUCUUGAUGACAAGUAUAAACAGGAUGAAUAAUUAUAGCAAACAAAACUUGCUUCAGUGUUCAUGUCGACAGCUGACUAUUGUUUUAAGACAGACUCUUUUCUGAGUUAAACGUACUACAGAGAAGUGUCGUCUUCCUCUGUCUUUUGUAACAUAGAGUAAAACUGUCUUCUUCACUUCUUUUUAGCAGAAAAGUUGUGAAAUUUAUCUGGAUGCUCAAACUGCGGGACAUGUUGGGCAACUGAACAGAAGUCCCGACAGUGUUUGUGCUAAUUCCUUUACACUCUGCUAGUUGAACUAGCUGGACCUUCACUCUCCAUGUUACACAACGCAUAGAAUUAAUUAACUUUUGAUUGAUCCCAUGGUCAGUGGUUACAACACACUGCCGCACUGCAUCAAUGUAACCUCUUUCAGCAGUACAGUGUGAAGUUAAAACUCUCUGCUUGCCUCACGUCUCU
Molecule: messenger RNA, 3571 nt
Organism: Acanthopagrus latus (yellowfin seabream)
Lineage: Eukaryota; Metazoa; Chordata; Actinopteri; Spariformes; Sparidae
Gene: klhl12
Product: kelch-like family member 12
Exons: 14
Coding region: 196-1980 (594 amino acids)
Molecular function (GO): protein binding
Source: RefSeq, a predicted model, not a curated record